This is a messenger RNA of Prunus armeniaca (apricot), 963 nucleotides long. Lineage: Eukaryota; Viridiplantae; Streptophyta; Magnoliopsida; Rosales; Rosaceae. The record is from the annotation of a GenBank genome assembly.
AUGGAGAAUGUUGGGUCUCAAGUGGGAGGAGCUGCACCCUCAGGAUCUUACUUCACACCCCUUUUGAUUUCCAUGGGAGGCAUAGUCUCCACAACCCUAGCAAUAGUUGCAUACCAUUUCAUUGUGGUUAGGUUCUGCCUCAGGAGGAGGCAGAGGCUGAUGCAGAUGCAAUUACAAGCAAGCCUCUCACAGCAACCACCAAUCAGCCAAUCCAAUGGGGUUGAUGAGAAAGUCCUAAGUUCAAUCCCAACUCUCUCGUACUCAACCAAAAGUUGUGAACUUUUUCGGGUCGAUCAAAGCGAGUGUGUGAUUUGCUUGGGUGAGCUAGAAGAUGGAGAUAUGGUGCGUUUGUUGCCCAACUGCAAGCAUGUGUUCCACAAUCCAUGCAUAGACAAAUGGUUUUUGGGACAUACAAAUUGUCCAGUUUGUAGGGCAGCCAUAGCUGUGCCUAUUGCCUCUGUGGCAGCAUUGCCUGCGGAAAAUGAUCAUGAUCAUGAUCAAGUUAGAGACAGAGAAGUGGAAGCAGAAGCAGAAGCCGAAACCAGGGUUAAUUACUCACCACACCCUCAUGAUCCAGAGCAGGGUGUGCUUAGCACUUGUAUUACUACUACGAAUUCAACCCAAUUACCAAAACCAAAUUGUUUGCUUAGGCAUUGUGUGUCUCUGGUGGUGUUGCCUAUAGAGGAGCAUAAUAAGCAGCAAAGUUUUGUGAAGGUGUUGGAGAGGUCUUUGUCUUUGGAUCAAUCCCAUGUUCUUAUUGACAUAUACAGAGAAAGUGAUGACAAGCCCUCUUCUUCAUCUUCAUCAUCUUCUUCUCCUUCUUCUCCUCCUUCAUCGAAACCGGUUCUUGUGCAGUGUGGAUCGUUGAAGGCACGAUCGAUGAGGCAGCUAGAUCGAAUGUCCUCAGUUUUAGUAAGAUCUCUUUCCCAACUGCGGAUCGAGCCAGAGUAUCAACAUAGCUAA